CGCGGCGGAGGCUCGCGUGCGCCCCAGGCGAGCUGUGCGCGUCGACGUUUCGCGGGCAUCGGUAACCCGCGGAAGAUCGAGGCUCGUGCACCUCGGCCGAGAGUCCCCUCGCCUCUCGGAGUCUGCGUCGAGACCCGCGCAAGAUCGCGCUCCGCCGGAGCCGUUUGGUUACGUUGUUUUUCUUGGUUAUGUCGGCCAAGGAUGAAUUGCGGUAUCCACGGGUUGAUCGUCUGUUCACGGUGACCUCGGAACGUUUAUCUACUGAGCACUGAUGGCUGUCAAGGGACUAGUCGCGUCGAUUGUCAAGUUUCUGACAGACCAGCUGCAAGAUGGUGACAUAACUGCCGACUCGCGAGAGAGUUUGGAAGUGGCAAUCCAGUGUCUGGAGAGCGCUUACAAUGUGCAAGCCUCCGACGCGCCAGCGAACGUGAAUCUGUAUCAAAUUUACAAGAAUGCGGUGGAGAACGCCGCGCCAGUUCUGGGUCCGGAAGCAACGGCGGACGCGAAGACCGAGGCGGAAAGAUUGAAGAACGAGGGCAACGCGCUCAUGAAACAGGAGAAGCACCACGAAGCCCUUGCCAAUUAUACAAAGGCAAUAACAUUAGAUUCUCGCAAUGCGGUGUAUUAUUGUAAUAGAGCGGCCGUUCAUAGCAAACUUGGUAAUCACACCUUAGCCAUCAAAGACUGUAACACGGCGCUCUCUAUCGAUCCCUCGUAUAGCAAGGCGUACGGACGAUUAGGCUUAGCGUAUUCUAGCUUGGACAGGCAUAAAGAAGCUAAGGAGAGCUACGAGAAGGCCUUGGCGAUGGAACCAGAUAACGAGAGUUACCGGAACAACCUGCAAUUGGCAGAGGAGAAAUUGGCCCAGUUGGGUGUCAAUCAGUCUCUGCCCAAUUUGCCCGGCAUGGAUUUGAGUGCCCUUCUGAGCAAUCCCUCUUUAAUGAACAUGGCGCGCCAGAUGUUGUCCGACCCGGCGAUGCAGAACAUGAUGUGUAAUCUCAUGUCCGGCAACGUGGAAGAAGGCGGUCGCAUGGAUUUGCUCAUCGAGGCGGGCCAACAGUUGGCGCAGCAGAUGCAGAACACAAACCCCGAAUUGAUCGAGUCGUUGAGACGGCAAAUGGGCGGCAAUCCGAACGACCCGGAGCCACCGCAGCAAAAUUGAAACAUUGGCUGGUUGUGUGAUGACACGAACGUGAACUUUUAUGGACGUCAUAGCUGACUUUCUUUCUCACUCGUAGUUACAGACCAGUACAUUGUAUUGUUUUUUUUAAAGGUGCCACGUGGCAAGACUUACAGCUUCAAUGAUAAUUCUAUCUAAAGCGAUAACGCGCGUACCAUAGAAUUCAAUUGAAUUCAUAGAUUAGUCGUUACGGGUGUAAUAUCGGGCCUCUUUCCUCAUCCCUGUCUUCACUUUGGCUAUUGUACAACUUUUGAUAGCACACAUACACACGGACACGGACACACACUUCACAUACAUGCGAAGAUCGAUACAAGACAAAAUGUUUUUUAAAUGCCGUGACGAUUUGAGUGACUAACCCAUUGAGCGACACCCAAUCUACCGUGUAUCAUCCAGGGCAUUAUUUCUAGAUCCUGUUACAUGUUACGAUUUCACAAAUGCGGAUUUGUACAACGCAAUUGUUUAUUAUGUCUCGGAUGAAUAGCUCGAAUAUUUAAUUGGUGCGAAAUAUAUGCGGAUACCGAGCGACUCGCAAGCCGUUGUUUAAUAUUUUAUUCAUAUCGUAUUUCCACAAAUACUUGUACGAGAUGCAAUGUUUUUCUUAACGUUUUGUAAAUGCGUGAUCAUUAAAAUCUUUGAGUAUUCGUCAGUCGGGAACUUUUGCAUAUCAGAUUUACGAUCUCGCGUUUCUCGAAUAUGCAAAUCCCUUGGCACGUUGCACUGGAAACGAAGGCAACGUGCUAACGCUAAUAAACAGACUAUUAUAAUAAAAAUUGUAUGAUGAGAA
Vollenhovia emeryi is the source of this 1964-nucleotide messenger RNA. RefSeq names its product small glutamine-rich tetratricopeptide repeat-containing protein alpha-like. Gene Ontology annotation, molecular function: protein binding; molecular adaptor activity. The transcript is spliced from 4 exons. Gene Ontology annotation, cellular component: TRC complex; membrane. The coding region runs from base 272 to 1162 and encodes 296 amino acids. Gene Ontology annotation, biological process: post-translational protein targeting to endoplasmic reticulum membrane. NCBI's taxonomy places the organism in Eukaryota, Metazoa, Arthropoda, Insecta, Hymenoptera, Formicidae. The record is from RefSeq and is a predicted model, not a curated record.